CAACAGAUGAGUUACUUAUAUUAGAUAUUGCAAAUGAAGCAGAAUAUAAAUGGGUAACCACGAUAGAUAAACCUGUACCUAAUUCUAAUUCGACUAAUUCGACUAAUCCGAUCGUCCCAAAUCCCAAGCCAGGUCGUGUUAAAGUUGUUCUUUUAAUUGGUAUUGGUUUAGUUAGUCUCGGAUUAAUUUCUGGUGGUAUAUUCUACUUUUGGUAUAUAAAUAAACGUAGGAAUAAUCAAAAUGGUGGUAAUAAUGAUAAUGUUCAAAAUCAUGACCGAGUUUUAGAAAUUCCUAGUGAUGCUAUGACUAGAAAAUAA
Funneliformis mosseae is the source of this 317-nucleotide messenger RNA. The record is from the annotation of a GenBank genome assembly. Lineage: Eukaryota; Fungi; Glomeromycota; Glomeromycetes; Glomerales; Glomeraceae.